CCUACGCCAUCAUCAUCAUCGUCUUUCUCUGUUCCAACUCUCCCUCCCUCCACCUUGCUCUCCGGCUCUCCAUUGCUCUCCCUUACACUCAUACUUAUACACAUACACGCACACGCACACGCAUACGCAUACGUACACACACACUCGCGGCCUCACAUCCGGCGCGCACACCGCCGCCGCCCGCCAUGCCUCCCACCAUCGUCCUCAUCCGACACGCCCAAGCCCUACACAACGCCCACAAUACGUCUCCCCCGCCCCCACCCCCCUUUGCUCCUCUCACCACGGUCAUUCAUGAUCUUGGUGACUGACUGAGUGAUACAACAAGACGGGAUGGGGCAAUGAGCUAACAAGCAAAAGAGCACGGGACCACUCCAUCCACGACCCCCCGCUGACGGACCUCGGCCUCGAGCAGUGCGCCUCCCUGCGCGCCUCCCUCCUCGAGCGCUUCGGCGACGGCCACGAUGCCGAGGGACGGCAGCAGCUUGCUCUAAUGCCCCCGCGCGCAGAGGACGUGGCCGUCAUCGUGAGCCCCAUGCGCCGCACGCUGCAGACGGCGACGCUGGCGUUGGACUGGCUGGUCGACCGGGGGGUGCGCUUUGAGGCGAGCGCGGAUUGGCAAGAAAACUCGGACCAGCCCUGCGACACGGGCUCCCCCCUCGCCGCCAUCGCCCCGUCCUUUCCGCACGUCUCCUUUUCCGACGUGUCGCCCCUGUGGCCAGACAAGACGACCACCACAUCCUCCUCCUCCUCUUCUUCCCCCUCCACAUCAUCAGCAUCAGCAUCAGCGGAAGCAUCAUCAGCAUCAGCAUCAGCCGCCCAGCUCUUCGGCUACACCCGCGCCAGCAUCCUCGCCCGCGGCCGCCGCGCCCUCGAGGCCCUGCACGCCCGCCCCGAGCGCCUCGUCUUCGUCGUCUCGCACUCGGGCUUCCUGCGCGCCGGCGUCUGCCGCUGGUGGUUCUUUAACGCCGACUACCGUAUCUUUGACUUUGACUUUGUUGCUGUCAACGACCCUGCUGUGUCCUCGGAGGAAGGGGGAGAAGAGAAGCACCAGCACCAGCACCACCAACAGCAGCAACAGCAGCAGGCGCGCGGCGAAGAAGACAACCGGCUCCUGCUGAGGCAGCACCACAGCACGGAUCCCAAGGGCGGGCUUGGCUCGUCGUUCGCCGAGAGGGUAGCGCUGGGCGAGGGCCUACCUCGGGGUGAGAAUGGCGUCGCGACAUAACACAAGGGGCCCCCCGCGAGGUGAGAACGGCAUCACGACAUAACACAAGGGCCCCCCCACGAGGUGAAAAGGACGUUCACGGCAUAGACAAAAAGGUGUGGGUGGGUGGUGAUGCUGCUUGAACGGAUGGGUCUUUUUUUUGACAUUUUGCCCUUCCCGCUCGUGCCUCUUCAUGUCUAUCUACUCUAGCGUACAUCCACAUGUCUCUAGAUUACACAGGGGAUAGGUAGGUUACUCUGCCCCCUCAUACUGUACAACUUGGUAUACUUUUUGGCCC
Molecule: messenger RNA, 1502 nt
Organism: Purpureocillium takamizusanense
Lineage: Eukaryota; Fungi; Ascomycota; Sordariomycetes; Hypocreales; Ophiocordycipitaceae
Exons: 2
Coding region: 491-1225 (244 amino acids)
Cellular component (GO): cytoplasm
Molecular function (GO): phosphatase activity
Source: RefSeq, a predicted model, not a curated record